CUCCAGCUCAUCCUUCUCUCUCCCUCUCUCUCUCCCUCUGUCGGGCGGAGUCGCCCACCACUGCCAAUCCAGUGCUGAGGGAACCUGCUCUAGGCUGUAGCUGCAGGACCCUGACCCCCUCCAUGGCUCCCCUGGCCUUGGUGGGGUUUGCACUCCUCCUGGGGACUCCCCCAUGCUCAGGGGCGGCCACCCCGACCCCCUCCCUGCCACCUCCCCCAGCCAACGACAGCGAUGCCAGCAGCAUGGGGGGCUGCCAGGGCUCCAACCGCUGCCAGCCAGGGGUCCUGCUGCCCGUUUGGGAGCCCGAUGACCCAUCGCUGGGAGACAAAGCCGCGCGGGCCGUGGUCUACUUUGUGGCCAUGGUCUACAUGUUCCUGGGUGUAUCCAUUAUUGCCGACCGCUUCAUGGCAUCCAUCGAGGUCAUCACGUCCAAGGAGAAAGAGAUCACCAUCACUAAGUCCAACGGCGAGACCAGCGUGGGCACCGUCCGCAUCUGGAAUGAGACUGUGUCCAAUCUCACACUCAUGGCCCUGGGCUCCUCGGCCCCUGAGAUCCUGCUGUCUGUUAUUGAGGUCUGCGGCCACAACUUCCAGGCGGGCGAGCUGGGCCCGGGCACCAUCGUGGGCAGCGCUGCCUUCAACAUGUUUGUGGUCAUUGCCGUGUGCAUCUACGUCAUCCCAGCUGGUGAGAGCCGCAAGAUCAAGCACCUGAGAGUCUUCUUUGUCACCGCUUCUUGGAGUAUCUUCGCCUACGUCUGGCUUUAUCUCAUCCUUGCCGUCUUUUCCCCGGGUGUGGUCCAGGUGUGGGAGGCGCUGCUGACCCUCGUCUUCUUCCCGGUGUGCGUGGUGUUCGCCUGGAUGGCCGACAAGCGGCUGCUCUUCUACAAGUACGUGUACAAGCGCUACCGCACCGACCCGCGCAGCGGCAUCAUCAUCGGCGCCGAGGGCGACCCCCCCAAGAGCAUCGAGCUGGACGGCACGUUCUUGGGCGCCGAGGCGCCGGGCGAGGUGGGCGGCCUGGGCCCGGGGCCCGCCGAGGCCCGCGAGCUGGACGCCAGCCGCCGCGAGGUCAUCCAGAUCCUCAAGGACCUCAAGCAGAAGCACCCGGACAAGGACCUGGAGCAGCUGGUGGGCAUCGCCAACUACUACGCGCUGCUGCACCAGCAGAAGAGCCGCGCCUUCUACCGCAUCCAGGCCACGCGGCUAAUGACGGGCGCGGGCAACGUGCUGCGGCGACACGCGGUGGACGCUUCGCGCAGGGCCACCCUGGCCGAGGGCCCCGGCGAGGACGAGGACGACGGCGCCAGCCGCAUCUUCUUUGAGCCCAGCCUCUACCACUGCCUGGAGAACUGCGGCUCCGUGCUGCUGUCCGUCACCUGCCAAGGCGGCGAGGGCAACAGCACCUUCUACGUGGACUACCGCACGGAGGACGGCUCCGCCAAGGCCGGCUCCGACUAUGAGUACAGCGAGGGCACGCUGGUGUUCAAGCCGGGCGAGACACAGAAGGAGCUGCGUAUCGGCAUCAUCGACGACGACAUCUUCGAGGAGGACGAGCACUUCUUCGUGCGGCUGCUGAACCUACGCGUGGGCGACGCGCAGGGCAUGUUCGAGCCCGACGGCGGCGGGCGGCCCAAGGGGCGGCUGGUGGCGCCGCUGCUGGCCACCGUCACCAUCCUGGACGACGACCACGCGGGCAUCUUCUCCUUCCAGGACCGCCUGCUGCACGUGAGCGAGUGCAUGGGCACCGUGGACGUGCGCGUCGUGCGCAGCUCGGGCGCGCGCGGCACCGUGCGCCUCCCCUACCGCACAGUGGACGGGACGGCGCGCGGCGGCGGCGUGCACUACGAGGACGCGUGCGGCGAGCUCGAGUUCGGCGACGACGAGACCAUGAAAACUCUUCAGGUGAAGAUAGUUGACGAUGAGGAAUAUGAGAAAAAGGAUAAUUUCUUCAUCGAGCUGGGCCAGCCACAGUGGCUUAAGCGAGGGAUUUCAGCUCUGCUACUCAAUCAAGGGGAUGGGGACAGGAAACUGACAGCUGAGGAGGAAGAGGCUCGGAGGAUAGCAGAAAUGGGCAAGCCAGUUCUUGGGGAAAACUGUCGACUGGAGGUCAUCAUUGAGGAGUCGUAUGAUUUUAAGAACACGGUGGAUAAACUCAUCAAGAAAACGAACUUGGCUUUGGUGAUUGGGACCCAUUCGUGGAGAGAGCAGUUUUUAGAGGCAAUUACGGUGAGCGCAGGGGACGAGGAGGAGGAGGAGGACGGGUCCCGGGAGGAGCGACUGCCGUCGUGCUUUGACUACGUCAUGCACUUCCUGACGGUGUUCUGGAAGGUUCUGUUCGCCUGCGUGCCCCCCACCGAGUACUGCCACGGCUGGGCCUGCUUCGGUGUCUGCAUCCUGGUCAUCGGGCUGCUCACCGCCCUCAUUGGGGACCUCGCCUCCCACUUCGGCUGCACCGUUGGCCUCAAGGACUCUGUCAACGCUGUCGUCUUCGUGGCCCUGGGCACCUCCAUCCCCGACACGUUCGCCAGCAAGGUGGCGGCGCUGCAGGACCAGUGCGCCGACGCAUCCAUCGGCAACGUGACGGGCUCCAACGCCGUGAACGUGUUCCUGGGCCUCGGCGUGGCCUGGUCGGUGGCCGCCGUGUACUGGGCGGUGCAGGGCCGGCCCUUCGAGGUGCGCACCGGCACGCUGGCUUUCUCCGUCACGCUCUUCACCGUCUUCGCCUUCGUGGGGAUCGCCGUGCUGCUGUACCGGCGCCGGCCGCACAUCGGCGGCGAGCUGGGCGGCCCGCGCGGCCCCAAGCUCGCCACCACCGCGCUCUUCCUGGGCCUCUGGUUCCUCUACAUCCUCUUCGCCAGCCUGGAGGCUUACUGCCACAUCCGGGGCUUCUAGGGUCCUCCCCAGGGACUCGGCCUGCCCCUCGAGACCACCGCCUCCGCGCUGGACUGGCUCUCCUUUGUCCUCCAGAGAUUUGUCCUCCAGCCUCCUCUCCUGGGCCUCGGCCUCCCUUCCUCCUGGGAAGCCAUCUCCCCCUGUCCUCGGUCCCCACUUCCAGCCUCCUCCCUUCCCCUCGGGAGCCUCCCCAGGUCCUCCUGCGAACAGCCCCGUCGGUUACCUGCAAGUCCAGCCCGUCCGUCCGUGUUCGUUACCGGCUUUGUUACUGGAGCAAUUUCCACCUGGAGGCCCCUCCCCAGAGAACCCUCCCUCAUCCGGAAUCCUCUACAGAGUCUCCCAUCUGUCUCCCUAGGCACCCAGGCUUGCUCCAUGCCAUAAGUCCCCCUUCCUCUAGAGGACCCCCUCACCACUUCCACGGACCUGUGCCCCAGGGCCUCAGAACUCAGCCCUGCCUGGGGGGCCCUUGAAGGAGGCUGGUCCAUCCCAGGAGGUCACAGAUCUCAGCCCUUUCCCCCAACCCUCAGGGAGCUCUGUGGGCCUCGGGGGAUGGGGGAGGAACAGAUGGGUACGAGCACAGGGGGGCACACCUUCCCUGAUUUCUCCACUCAGGCCCUUGGGAGGACACUAAUUCUCGAGGCUUGGAGAAGGGAGGGGAAAGUUUGGGCUUCCAGAGCUGGAGGAGGCACAUUUUGGACCUGUAACUUCUCACCUUCCAGCGCCCUCACUUGCCUCCACUACCUCUGAGAGCCCAGCCACGCCUUGGAGGUGGGAGGGGGGCUAUGUGUGUACAUAGUGUGUUUGGGGGCGGGGGGACGCGGGAGGGUGCAUGACUUGGGGAAAGGGUGACAGACUUUUCUACUGAGAGGGCAGCAGACUCCCUCAGCCGUGAGAAUUGGCUUUGGGGAGGAGGCCAGGAAUCCAAGGGAGUACAGCCUAUCUCCCCUGACUAUCUAGAAGGCUCAUUUUGCCCUCAGUGCCAGCCAAUCCGGGCAGGACCCUCGAAGAGGAGACCGAGGGUCCCAGAGGACCAAUGCUACAAGCCAGCAAAUGCUGCCACAUCUCUGCCUGAUGGGGA
This is a messenger RNA of Balaenoptera musculus (blue whale), 3969 nucleotides long. It is a transcript of the gene SLC8A2, whose product is annotated as solute carrier family 8 member A2. The record is from RefSeq and is a predicted model, not a curated record. NCBI's taxonomy places the organism in Eukaryota, Metazoa, Chordata, Mammalia, Artiodactyla, Balaenopteridae. Gene Ontology annotation, biological process: calcium ion import across plasma membrane; cell communication; sodium ion transmembrane transport. The coding region runs from base 123 to 2891 and encodes 922 amino acids. The transcript is spliced from 10 exons. Gene Ontology annotation, molecular function: calcium:sodium antiporter activity. Gene Ontology annotation, cellular component: sarcolemma; postsynapse; axon.